AGCAGCUGCAGGCUGGAGCGCAGCGUGUUGUCUUCUGACACAAAAUAUCCACGGGUUCUUCUCCGCUAGUUUCUUUUUUUCUUUACUCCAAGUCCCCCAAGCAUGAAGGCGCUGAGUCCAGCCCGUGGCUGCUACGAAGCAGUGUGCUGUCUAUCAGAACGCAGCCUCGCUAUCGCGCGUGGCCGUGGGAAGAGCCCAGCAGCUGAGGAGCCGCUGAGCCUGCUCUAUGAUAUGAAUGACUGCUAUUCGCGCCUCCGGGAGCUGGUCCCGGGUGUCCCGCGGGGCACGGAGCUCAGCCAGGUGGAGAUCCUGCAGCGUGUCAUAGACUACAUCCUGGACCUGCAGGUGGUGUUGGCCGAACCCGCCCCGGGGGCCCCCGACGGGCCGCAUCUCGGCAUCCAGACAGCCGAUCUGACGUCUGAACUCUACCCAAAAGAUGAGAGGAGUCUCUGCCACUGACCCCGGUCACCCCUAGUUCUGUAUGCAGGUGUUGUGAUCCCGCUAGGACCCCGAGGAUCAGGCUUUGACCAGAGCCCCAGGAAUGGCCGGGUCCACACUGGCUCCAGCAUCUGUUUUUACCACUGUCUCCGCCUCGCCGGGUUUAAGACCGAAAGGAACUCUCGGCGGAGCCCCCCGUGCCCGGGAGCGAGGAGAACGGAACGGUGGGGCCUCCGUAGAAGAAAGAGAAGGCAAUUUUCCUCUCCGUUUCCCCCAAGUUUAAAAGAAUUGGUUUGUUCUGCGGGGUUUUUGGUCGUGUUUUGUUUUGUUGAGGAGGCGGUUCUUGUGAUUUCUCCUCCCCACCCCCACCCCUAACCCGUUCUGUUGAGGCAGCUGGAGACCUUCGAUUGUGGUGUCCCCGGAGGGGGGAGCCGUCCGGAAAGAUGCGCUGGCCCCCUCCCCCGGACCUCACUGUGAUUAUGAGCUCUAUAAUAGAGUAUGUAUAGCGUGUACCUUUGUGCAGGAAGGUGACUUUCUGUAAGCGAGCAUGGACUUUAUAAACUUUUUAUAAAAGUGAAAACUUUUUGCAUAAUAAAGGUGGUGUUUUUUAAA
Monodelphis domestica (gray short-tailed opossum) is the source of this 1050-nucleotide messenger RNA. It is a transcript of the gene ID3, whose product is annotated as inhibitor of DNA binding 3. Gene Ontology annotation, cellular component: cytoplasm; nucleus. Gene Ontology annotation, biological process: cell differentiation; negative regulation of transcription by RNA polymerase II; circadian regulation of gene expression. NCBI's taxonomy places the organism in Eukaryota, Metazoa, Chordata, Mammalia, Didelphimorphia, Didelphidae. The record is from RefSeq and is a predicted model, not a curated record. Gene Ontology annotation, molecular function: protein dimerization activity; transcription regulator activity.